This is a messenger RNA of Puccinia graminis f. sp. tritici CRL 75-36-700-3, 1074 nucleotides long. RefSeq lists its product as uncharacterized. The record is from RefSeq and is a predicted model, not a curated record. Lineage: Eukaryota; Fungi; Basidiomycota; Pucciniomycetes; Pucciniales; Pucciniaceae. The transcript is spliced from 2 exons. The coding region runs from base 1 to 1074 and encodes 357 amino acids.
AUGGCCGAGCAAAACCCAUCAUCGGCAUGGGGAACGUCGGCCACUUUUGAGCUCGUCGACCACGAGGAUUCCGAAUCGGAUGGUCAACAGGAACAAGAUAUCACUCAUUUCCCGGUGCGGAGGAGGAAGGAUGUGCCGAGCUCGCCUACGAUCUUCACAAAUACUACUCGUCUGGACAGCGGUCAACAGCCAACUACUACUGCCAGAAAUGGCUCCUCUAUCGGACGAUUUGGAUCGAAGAACCAGCCGGACUCGGGAAGGAAUACCACGUCGGUGGUCAGGACCUCUUCUCCGAUCGAUAUCAGCGCGGUGGAGGAAGAAAACCAGGCUGAGUUUAAGGACACCCCUUGGACUAUUGCCCGUCGACUAGCCAGGAAGAACAAGCGGAAAGCGAGCAACAGCCGGCCUCCCCGAUCCGGGACCCAGUUUGGCAUCAAGCUUCCCCCCGGCCCGCCAGAGCAGCGCCCGGAACCCGCCAUGAGAAACACCCGCCCGUCUGCGUCUGACAGUCAUCAACUAAUAAAGCCAGGAGGGCCCUUCGAUCAGAAUCUUGUCCGCGAUCGCUCUAGUGCUCAGCCUGGCUUGGCUGAGUCUCUCGACAAGUCUGGGUCCUAUCAAGACCCGCUUGACUGUCCAAGUCCCUAUCAAGAUGAGCCCAUAGAGGCCAACCACCAUAAGACCUAUAUUCAUGAUGCGCUCAAAUCAGGCAUCAGACCGGCCUCAGAUCAUCCUAUGUCACCUCAUGGAAGCCUUCCUCAAAGCUCAUCACCCACCAUCUACAACAAUCAUCAGAGAGGUGCUAGAUCCCAUCCAAGGGUCCAACACCGGAGUGGUCAGGCUCAGUUCUUUCCAGAGAUCCGCCACAUCCUCGGCCAAUACUCCGAAGCAAACCACAGUCCUGGCGGUCCCCUCGACCAGGAGGAGCUCGAUACUCCUGCACAACCUUCUCCGUCUUGGCACCCCUCCCAACAGUUUGAGCGUGCCCCUCUACCUCUUUCCUCCUCCGAGAACUACGGCACCGAAUACGGGAUCGAAAACACCACUAGCGUAAUCGGGUUGGUCACUUUUUUCUGA